Molecule: messenger RNA, 680 nt
Organism: Bipolaris sorokiniana ND90Pr
Lineage: Eukaryota; Fungi; Ascomycota; Dothideomycetes; Pleosporales; Pleosporaceae
Exons: 1
Coding region: 203-670 (155 amino acids)
Source: RefSeq, a predicted model, not a curated record
CAUGGCCCAAUCCUGCCCUCCCCGCAUCCCAGUCCCAGCAGACUGGCCAGGCCGCCGCCGUUGGCACCGAACCCAUGUCGCCCAUCCGCCGUGCCCCCCCAAGCUGGUAUGAGAGUGUGUUGUCUAUGGAUGGAGUAGGUUAGUAGGCCUGUGUAGUAUACAGAGAUACGCCAUGUAGUGUACGACAGGUACCACCACAUCCAUGUAUGUGCGCUACCUGAACCCUCGACGCACCGUCGCCCCUGUGCCUGUCUGUGCCUGUGCUACACUCGACACGUCCACACACUCUCUCCAACACAUCGACACACACACCACACGCCCUGCUGGUCAUGCCCUUCGCCUCCGUCAGCACUGGCUCCAGUACCGAGUAAGAUCACAUCACGGCCAAAAACUCUGCACGCGCUGGCCCGCCCAGCCAGGCCAGGCAACCCACAGCACUAGCCCACUAUGCGCACUCGGCCCCGGAGCCUCUGUGCCGUCCAUCCUCCCCAACUGUCCAUGGAAUCGUGCGGAGAAGCCGCGCCACAACAAGGCCAAACUGCUCCUGUUUGCUCCUGUGCUCCCUGACUCCCUUCCCGCCCUCAUAACCCCCCUCGACCCUCGCUCUCGCCCUCUGUCGACUCGCCCUCUCCGCCUCAGCCAUGGUAAAAGUGUUGAGCCCCAUCUGUGAAGCCCUACGC